Exophiala bonariae is the source of this 834-nucleotide messenger RNA. RefSeq lists its product as uncharacterized. The record is from RefSeq and is a predicted model, not a curated record. Bases 1 to 834 code for a protein of 277 amino acids. The transcript has a single exon. Lineage: Eukaryota; Fungi; Ascomycota; Eurotiomycetes; Chaetothyriales; Herpotrichiellaceae.
AUGCCUGCCAUCGCCAGACCCGUUCUCCCGCCUCUCCAGACGCCCAAGACUGCCUCGUUUCCCUCCGAGAUUGUCGACACCCCCAACUCCUGCGUCUCGGCUUUCAUCAAGCAGGAGAACAUAGGCACGCCCAUCACGCCUCCUGUGGCCUAUACCGACUUUCUCAAGGCUUUGACUCCAGUCCUGGCAAGUCCUCCAGUGACAGGUGCGCUCUCACGGUCCAUGUCCGAUGAAUCCACAAGUACUCGGCAUUCCAUCAUCUCCAAUACCUCGACGACUUCUAGCAUGUCUUCCAGCCGCAGCGAGAGUCACAAAUCUCCCACAAGUUCAAUACCACCAACUCCGUACAGUCGCAGAACACCAACCGGGUUGCGAAGGUUGAGGAUACCACAUUCACCUGCUUUCUCACCAUCAACCUGUGGACCUUCACCCCGCACUGCGGUCAGCGCGAUGAGUGGGAUGAGUACUGGAAGUCUAUUGUACUCUCCUUUCUCACCGGCAGAUUGGAGUGCUGACAGUGCAACUCGGCGCUACUUUGACGCACCCAAAAGUGCUUGUGUCAAACCAGUGAGCGUGCGUUCAGUGGUCACGAGAACCGUGACAUACAAGCGAUCUCCACCACUCGAGCCUGCUCCAAAGGGCAAAAAGCGAAAGAUCUCAGCCACCGAGAUGCCACCUCCAGCCAUGGGAAAGGACAAAGAGAGCAAUGCUAUUUCAGUCACCAACUUCCCUUCUACCCUGGUCGACUCUACGGCCACCUCUACACCAACAAACUCACCUCCGAUCAGCCCUCUGCCACGGGCUGUAUCGACUCCUUCUACCGUGGUUGCAUAG